AUGACAGACCCAACGGAAGGUGUCCCAAGCACCGCAGGGAUGGGCCAGAAAAAAAUGACGGAGGAAAUUCGACAGCGACGCGAUAAGCUUGAGAUGUAUCAAUCCCACUCACACAAGAUGAAGUCUCUCAUGAUGAACAGUGCUGGUAUACGUAGUGGACUUAGUACAAAUGAUGAUCGGACGCUAAAUCCCAUCUGGACAAACUUCCCCACCCGUUGUGUGAAGCCUAUUUCCUCUGUAGCUGAGAUGCGUGAGAAAUUAGAGUAUUUUGCCCACAGUGAUGAUGUGAUGGUGGUACGAUACCAUCAAAACAACUGCACUGCCUGUAAUGCGGUAGACAAGAGCUUCGAGCUCCUCUGCCACCAGAGUGCGGAGCGGCUGCCCAAUCUGCGUUUCUACGACGUCAACCGCGACGAGGUGCCGGAGCUCGCGAAGGGCCUCGUGCGGUUCCCGCAGGUGAAGGGCUACAGCGGGGGCCACUGGACGGAUCUCGAGUUCAAACCCCCGGCGGCCUACCGCGAGGAGGUCUACGCCGGCGUCGAGCAGGAAGUCCGGCGGCAGAAGAACGCCGGCCGCCCCGUCACGGCCCUCGAGGCGGAGGAAAUGUAUUUCUCCGCCGCCGGGCCCGCCAUGCUGCAAGUACUGGAAGAGUCGCUGGUCCGCUUCUACGCCAAGUCGCAGGUGCGAUUGCAUAAUUACUGGAAGCAGGUGUCCGUGCGCCGCGCGUGGUUCUUCCGCAAAUUCAUAGAACCAGAAGUAAAUGAGGAAAUACGGGAUGCAUGGCAGAUGAAGUCAAUAUUUGGUGAGAAACUAAAUUAUGGGCCGGAGCCAAAGAUGGACGACUUUUGA
This is a messenger RNA of Trypanosoma theileri, 849 nucleotides long. RefSeq lists its product as uncharacterized. The record is from RefSeq and is a predicted model, not a curated record. Lineage: Eukaryota; Euglenozoa; Kinetoplastea; Trypanosomatida; Trypanosomatidae. The transcript has a single exon. The coding region runs from base 1 to 849 and encodes 282 amino acids.